Molecule: messenger RNA, 1458 nt
Organism: Diprion similis
Lineage: Eukaryota; Metazoa; Arthropoda; Insecta; Hymenoptera; Diprionidae
Gene: carmine
Product: AP-3 complex subunit mu-1
Exons: 9
Coding region: 151-1404 (417 amino acids)
Biological process (GO): intracellular protein transport; endocytosis
Cellular component (GO): cytoplasmic vesicle; clathrin adaptor complex
Source: RefSeq, a predicted model, not a curated record
GCAUAUAUCUGUGCCGCGAAAUGGGGGUGUGAACGAGGCUUAAGAAUACGAGAUAAACUCAAACCGUCCAAGUGUCACUUUACCUGUCAACACAUUAAAGUUUCCUUAGAAUAACUCCGAGUUGAGUUAUUCUCAACUGUCAGGGAUAAAAUGAUUCACAGUUUAUUUAUAAUAAAUUCAUCAGGAGAUGUAUUUAUGGAAAAACAUUGGAAGAGUGCGGUCGCGCGAUCCCUGUGUGAUUAUUUUUUUGACCAGCAGCGCAGAGUUUCUUCGCCCGAAGAUACGCCGCCAGUUAUUGCAACGCCGCAUCAUUAUUUAAUUAGCAUAUAUCGCUGCAAUAUGUUUUUUGUCGCUGUGUGCAUGACGGAAGUUCCGCCAUUGUUUGUUAUCGAGUUUUUACACAGAGUGGUAGACACAUUUGAAGACUACUUCAGUGAAUGUACAGAAACGAUAAUAAAAGAGAAUUACGUUGUUGUUUACGAAUUGUUAGACGAAAUGUUAGACAACGGUUUUCCCUUGGCGACAGAAUCAAAUAUCCUCAAAGAACUGAUUAAACCACCUAAUAUUUUAAGAACAAUAGCUAAUACCGUGACAGGGAAGUCUAACGUGAGUGCAAUUUUACCAAGUGGCCAACUAUCAAAUGUGCCCUGGCGAAGAACUGGUGUUAAAUACACAAAUAAUGAAGCUUACUUCGAUGUCGUUGAGGAAGUUGAUGCUAUAAUUGAUAAAACUGGGGCAACAGUGUUUGCAGAAAUCCAAGGCUAUAUUGAUUGCUGUAUCAAAUUGAGUGGCAUGCCUGAUCUCACACUUUCAUUCAUGAAUCCAAGACUAUUUGACGAUGUCAGCUUCCAUCCAUGUGUUAGGUUCAAAAGAUGGGAGUCCGAGAGAAUAUUGUCCUUCAUUCCACCAGAUGGUAAUUUCCGGCUUCUGUCCUAUCAUAUCGGAUCACAAAGUAUUGUGGCAAUUCCUAUAUACGUGAGGCAUAAUAUAAGCCUAAAGGAAUCUGGUGGCGGCAGAUUGGACAUUACAGUUGGGCCUAAACAAACUGUUGGGAGAACCGUAGAAAAUGUUAAUAUCGAAAUUCCCAUGCCAAAAUCAGUGUUAAAUUGUAGUUUGGUUCCCAAUCAAGGAAAGUACUCUUUUGAUCCAGUGAGUAAAGUACUCGUGUGGGAUAUUGGAAGAAUAGAUGUUGCAAAAUUGCCCAAUCUUCGAGGAAGCAUCACUAUCCAAAAUGGGGCAACUGUCACGGAAUCAAAUCCUGCUAUCAAUGUUCAUUUCACAAUCAACCAGCUUGCUGUAUCUGGCUUGAAAGUAAACAGGCUCGAUAUGUAUGGUGAAAAAUAUAAGCCGUUCAAAGGUGUAAAAUAUAUUACAAAAGCCGGUAGAUUUCAAAUCAGAAUGUGAAUCCUCACCACUAUCAAUUUUAAUAUGUCAAAGGUAGAAAAUAUAUUACUUAUU